This is a messenger RNA of Colletotrichum siamense, 1020 nucleotides long. RefSeq names its product Ketoreductase azaE (gene azaE-3). The record is from RefSeq and is a predicted model, not a curated record. Lineage: Eukaryota; Fungi; Ascomycota; Sordariomycetes; Glomerellales; Glomerellaceae. Gene Ontology annotation, molecular function: oxidoreductase activity, acting on the CH-OH group of donors, NAD or NADP as acceptor. Bases 1 to 1020 code for a protein of 339 amino acids. The transcript is spliced from 5 exons.
AUGACCAGAGUCCUGCUGACUGGUGGUAGUGGCUUCAUCGCCACACACAUCCUUCGGCUGCUCCUAGAGAGAGGACAUUCAGUGGUCACUACUGUCCGUAACCAAGCCAAAGCCGACACCAUCAGGGCGUCGAAUCCCGGCUUCGGUCCCGAAAAGCUAGACUUUACCAUCGUUCCAGAUGUGGCUCAACCUGAUGCCUUUGACGAAGCUGUCAAGUCCGAUGCUCCUUUUGAGGCCGUAAUUCACACCGCCAGCCCAUUCACGUUCAAUGUGACGGACAUCCAAGCCGACCUGCUCGACCCAGCGAUCAACGGGACGACGGGCAUAUUACGUGCGAUCAAGAACGGCGCUCCAUCCGUGAAGCGAGUUGUGAUCACAUCGUCUUUUGGUUCUAUGAUGGAUAUCUCCAAGGGCCUGUGGCCCGACCACAACUACGACGAGAAGGACUGGAACCCAAUAACGCUCGAUCAAGCCUUAGAGAACCCGGGGUUCGGUUACUCUGCAAGCAAGACCUUCGCUGAGAAGGCCGCUUGGAGUUUUGUAGAGAACGAGUCUCCAGGCUUCACCCUAUCAACCAUCAACCCUCCGCUCGUGUUUGGCCCGGCCGUGCAGGAGCUGGCUUCGCUUGACGCGCUCAACACCUCGAAUCAGUUCAUCAGGAGCUUCAUUCUUGGUGCCGCGAAGAAGGAAAUUCCCCCUACAACGAACCCCAUUUUCGCGGACGUUCGCGACGUAGCUUUCGCUCACGUCAUGGCCAUGGAGAAGGAAGAGGCAGGAAACCAGCGCUUCUUCAUCACCGGGGGCUACUGCUCCAACCGCCAGAUCAUCGACAUCAUCCGCAAGAACUUCCCCGAGUACAAGUCAGCACUCCCUUCGAAGUGCACUAAGGGUGGAGAACUGCCGGACAAGGUUUACAAGGUGAACAACCAAAGAAGCAUCGAUGUUCUCGGAAUCAAGUACAGGACCUUCGAGGAAUGCGUGGUGGACACUGUUCGGUCGUUUGGUACAGUCGACAAUUAG